Molecule: messenger RNA, 195 nt
Organism: Colletotrichum spaethianum
Lineage: Eukaryota; Fungi; Ascomycota; Sordariomycetes; Glomerellales; Glomerellaceae
Exons: 1
Coding region: 1-195 (64 amino acids)
Source: RefSeq, a predicted model, not a curated record
AUGGAUAGUCAGCAACAGGGCAAGAGAAAAAAGGUCCAGCUGGACCCCAAUACGAAGUUCGCAAAUAUCGAGGAUAUCCGACGCGCGCAAAUCGAGGGUGGCGAAGCAGAGGAUUGUCCAGCUGAAUCUAGCGAGUCUGAAUUACCCAGCGAAGCAGAAAGUUGCAUCUGGGUAGGCGGUAAGGAUGAGGAAUAA